AUGACAAAUCGGUUCGCAGCGACCGGGUCCUCGCUCGUUACUGCAACCGACUUGUCCGUCUGUGGUGUCGUGCUGCUCCUCACUGCUGCUUUCUUCACCAGACACGUCUUGCGUCACAAACAGACGACAGCCAGCAUUGGCACGAGACCUCAUAGCUCUGCUGUAUCUCCCCUCUCUGCAGAGCAAGUGGCUGAGUGUCGAGUGCUGGCUGCUGCACGUGGAGCAGCAGAAGGAGCGGCUACAUGUACGACCUGUGGCUUUGCAAAUUUUGUCCGUGCAAAGCACUGUGCCAUGUGCAACUCGGAUCGAGAACUUUCCGUCACUUCUCGCUCUACUAUCUAUCAUGUCGGUGAUGGGAAAUCACCACUUCCUCGUUACCAAGAACGCCGAGAAUGGACCCGACAAAUCAAUGCCAAGAACUGCGUGGUCUGGCAGCGGAGACUUCAAAAAGGGUCGGACCAGUCGCCAGGGUACGUGCUUCGCUUCGACCUGUUACAAGAUGCUGAGCCCGAGUCGGAACGUGAAGUCUUCAGGCAACGAGAACGCAGUCUUAGCUCAGGUUACAACCCGUGUGCAGGUGUGCAAUUUGAGCUGCUGGAGUCGCGUGACGUGGACUCGACGCAGUUCCCACUGCCACCUCCACGUGCUGAUAGGGCGGACACGAUGGAAGACCUAUCGCAGAUAGCAGUAGUCCACGCUGCUCAAGAUUUCCCAACAAAAUACGCUCACUUUGUGAAGAAAGCUGCAAUGCUGCUUCUGGAAGGAAAAAAGAAGGAGGAGUCGUGUUUGGUUGUGCAUCCAGAGCACAUUCUUGAGCAAUCAGUGGAGCAUAUCAAGUGCAUUCAUGAGACGAGUAUCCGAUCAGUCCGUCUACAAAUCAAAUUUGCUGGUGAAGAAGACGUGUCUAGCAAUGUUGGUGGACUACACCGCGAAUGGUCGACCCUUUUGAAUGCAAGACUGGUGGAUCCACACGUAGGCCUGUUCGCGUGCACGCAACGCAGUGCUCAGACGUACUUCAUCAACCCGCAGUCGGAAGUCGUGCUAGGAGCUGACCAUUUGCUGUACUUUUACGCAGUGGGGAGACUUGUCGGGCGAACACUUAUCGAAGGAGCCGUGCUUGACUUCCAUUUGUGUGAGCCGCUGCUCAAAAUGAUCUUGGGAACGCCGGUUGUUUUCGGCGAUUUGGAGCACUUGGAUGCCGUGAUGUACCAAAGUUUGUCGCAUCUGCUGGAGAACGAUGGCGCUGGAGCGCUAGAAUUAGACUUCACGGUGGCACAACGUCACGCUGAUCACGUCCAGACCGUAGAGCUCAUUCCAGCUGGCCGAAACAUCCAGGUUAAUGACGAUAACAAGUUCGAGUUCGCGGACCGCAAGUUCCGCUUUAUGAUGUUUGAGAGCGUGGCACCACAGUUAGCCUCUUUCCUAAAGGGGUUCUACGAAGUGGUCCCUCAGCGCCUGUUGUUGGCAUUUGAUUACGAGGAGUUGGACUACUUGUUGUGUGGAUCUGACAAGAUCGAUGUCGCAGAGUGGAAGCAGCACACGCGUUUGGCUAUGGAAUACCGACGCGAGGUAGCGUGGUUCUGGGACGUCAUUGAGCACAUGUCCACUGUAUACCGGAAACAGCUGCUGCAUUUUGCCACGGGCUACCCACGCGUUCCAUUGACUGGUUUCGAGGGCCUCACAAGCUAUGAUGGUCAGGUCUGUUUAUUUACACUGGCAGAUGCGGGUGCUAGAGGCUGUUUUCGAAGCCACCCAUGCCACAACCUGCUUGAGCUACCGAGCUUUCGGACCAAAGAUGAAUUACGCACAGCGCUGUAUGCCGCUCUGUAUAACGAAUCACGUGUCAGUGACGUCACGACGGGCAACAACACCUCCGAAUUGUUGAUGUAA
Molecule: messenger RNA, 1890 nt
Organism: Peronospora matthiolae
Lineage: Eukaryota; Oomycota; Peronosporomycetes; Peronosporales; Peronosporaceae
Source: the annotation of a GenBank genome assembly